AUGAUCUAGAACUAGAUCCAAAACUAGAUCUUGACCUUGAGGAUAUAGAAAACACCACAAGUUCUCUUAGGGAUAAAUGUAGAGCAACAGUAUUAUACCCACCACCUUCCACUUUUGAAUAUUUUGUUCACCUGAGACCACU
This is a messenger RNA of Acaulospora colombiana, 142 nucleotides long. The record is from the annotation of a GenBank genome assembly. NCBI's taxonomy places the organism in Eukaryota, Fungi, Glomeromycota, Glomeromycetes, Diversisporales, Acaulosporaceae.